AAUUACCAGAUCAUUAGAAGAAGACUUUAAAAUGCCAAAAAUUGAUGUACCAACCCGUUGGAAUUCGACAUAUCUUAUGCUUCAGCGAUUCAAAGAAAUAAAGAUAAUAACUGAUAUCCUUGUUACAAAACAUCAAAAUCUUCAAGAUAUUUAUUUGACAUAUGCUGAGCACAAUAUAUUACAAGAUACAAUGGACAUUCUUCAUCCAAUAAAUGACGCAACUGAAUUGUUGUCUGGCUCAGCUUAUCCAACUCUUGGUGACGUACGCAUAGUGAUGAUGAGUUUGCUUGCACAUCUAGAUAGAAACAGCAUCGAAAGUGUUAAUAGUCAAGUUGAAAUUGCGAGGACGAUCAAAACAAAACUUGAAGUCUAUUGGCCUUUACUUCGUGAAUCAUCCAUAAUUGCAACUCUUCUUGAUCCACGUACCAAACUUUCAGCAUUUAUUCAUGAUGAUCAGUCGCAUGCAAGAUUUAUUCUGCAGAAAGUAUAUGAUGAAUACAAUCCAGAUAACAUACAAAUAUCACCAUUCAGACUAAUCACAGUUCGUAGCACAUUUCGAGCCAUUAUUCAAACAGAUCAUAUUAACCCUCUUGAAUGGUGGAAACUUCAUUCUGAUAACUAUCCAACACUUGUACAUCUGGCCCAGAACUAUCUUGCAAUCCCAGCAUCUAGUGUUCCAUCUGAAUUAACUUUCAGUAUAGCAAAACAUACAGUUAGUGCAGUCCGAAACAGAAUUGAUGGUGAAACAGCUCGCACUUCACUUUGUCUCAAAAGUUGGAUUACAAAUGAAUCUUUUUUUAAUUCAUAA
Molecule: messenger RNA, 808 nt
Organism: Ambispora gerdemannii
Lineage: Eukaryota; Fungi; Glomeromycota; Glomeromycetes; Archaeosporales; Ambisporaceae
Source: the annotation of a GenBank genome assembly